AUUCCGGUGUUUCGAGGCUCUGGCGUCCCUCUGGUCAGAGACAGUAUCUCAAGUACUGACCACUUUGGCAGUGAUGGACUUGGAGACGUGAUUGAAGAUAAAGAUCCACAGUGGGAGGAGAAAAUCCAGAAGGAGCCUGCAGCCAAUGCAUUGAUAAGACUGGUGUCUGAAAACCAGAACCAGGUCUCCCUGGUCGCCCUCGGCCCGCUCACUAAUCUGGCCCUGGCUGUCAGACUGGAUCCACGAUUUCCCCAAAAGCUCAAAGAUCUGUACAUCAUGGGGGGCAACAUGGAAGGAAUAGGAAAUAUGAAACUGUGUGCAGAGUUCAACUUUGCGAUGGACCCAGAGUCGGCCUUUAUUGUUCUCGAAGAGUUUCUCUGCCCUACAUACAUUGCAACAUGGGAAUAUGCGUGCAGGAACGGACUGACAUGGGACUUCUUUGAGGAGCUGAUCAACCAGGAUGCACCAGCCGCACGCUUCAUGAAGAUGAUAACAUCCAAGUGCUGGGCCUACUCCAAAGAGGCUUUGAUGAACAAGAGAGACGUGUACUUUGGAUCGUGCUUCGUCUCGUAUGAUGCCUAUGCGAUGGCCGCCUGCAUUGACGGCAGUGUGGUGACGGAGAGCAUCCAGUGUCCCGUUCGCCUGGAGCUGCAGGGUUCCAUCGCUCGUGGCAUGAUGGCACUAGAUCGCACCAACAUGCUGAAGAAGAGUCACAGUGUGUUUGUUAUGACUAGGUGUGAUACUGCCAAGUUUGGUCAGCUACUAAUGGGGUCUCUUAGGCAACCAUGUAAAAAGUAACUUUUUUGUAUACAGAUUUGUAAAUAAAGCGGUUACACCCUUA
Molecule: messenger RNA, 841 nt
Organism: Pleuronectes platessa (European plaice)
Lineage: Eukaryota; Metazoa; Chordata; Actinopteri; Pleuronectiformes; Pleuronectidae
Molecular function (GO): hydrolase activity, hydrolyzing N-glycosyl compounds
Source: RefSeq, a predicted model, not a curated record